CGGAGACUCAAUGGCUUCCAGAUUAGAAGAGGAUCUAUACUGUCCCAUCUGCCAUGAUGUCUUCACAGAUCCUGUUCUUCUGUCAUGUAGCCACAAUUUCUGUAAAGACUGUGUGAAGAGCUGGUGGAAAGACAAAGAAGUAAAAGAGUGUCCACUUUGUGAGAGAAGAUCUUCAAAGUUCGAACCACCUUGUAACCUGGUGUUAAAGAACCUGUGUGAGACCUUCUUAAAGGAGAGAGAUCAGGGCUCUUCACAUGCUCUCUGCAGUCAGCACUCAGAGAAACUCAGUUUCUUCUGUCUGGACCAUCAGCAGCCAGUGUGUGUCGUCUGCAGAGAUUCAGAAAAACACACCGACCACAGAAUCAGACCUAUCGAUGAAACUUCACAACAACACAAGAAGCAGCUUCAGGACAUUCUGGAGCCCUUGAAGGAGUUCGAACAAACAGCGGAACACAUUAAGGUCCAGGCCGGACUAACAGAGACAACGAUCAAGGAGCAGUUUAAAAAGCUUCAUCAGUUUCUGGAGGAGGAAGAGGAGGCCAGGAUAGCUGCACUAAGGGAGGAAGAGGAGCAGAAGAGUCAGAUGAUGAAGGAGAAGAUUGAGGCUCUGAGCAGAGACAUAACGGCUCUUUCAGACACAAUCAGAACCUCAGAGGACGAGCUGAGAGCUGAAGAUGUCUCGUUCAUACUCAACUACCAAGCUGCAAUGGAACGAGUCCAGCAGCGCCACCCGCUGGAUGAUCCACAGCUGGCCUCAGGAGCUCUGAUAGACGUUGCCAAACAUCUGGGCAACCUGAGCUUCAACAUCUUGAACAAGACGAAGGACAUGGUGUCCUACAGUCCUGUGGUUCUGGACCCAAACUCUGCUUAUCCAGACCUCGUCCUGUCUGAAGAUCUGACCAGUUUGAGAGAAGGAGAGGACCAGAAGCUUCGUGGCAAUCCAGAGAGUGCUCAGAGUGAAAUAACCCUGGAGGGCAGACUGGGGGCGCUGCAGUGCCACUUCACCUGGGAUCUGGAGCCCGGCAGGAAGAAACUUUUGAGAAUCAAGGACAUGCUGCAGGAUAUCCGCACAGAGGAAGGAUGCAAGUGGCUGGGACAUAUUUACAACCUGCAGGGGUACAUCCACUUCCAGCUGGGGUCCAUUGAAGAAGCUAGGAGUUUCUUCAGCAGAGCAGCGAGGGCCUUCAGGAAGAUGAGAGGAGCAGAGGAGGGUCCCUGGCUGGUGGUGACCUACGGGAACCGGGCCUGGCUGCACCACCAUCAGGGAGAACAAGCAGAGAGUCGGGCUUGUCUGUCAAAGGUCGACGGCCUGAUGACUGAGGAUCCAUCACAGGACGAGCUGCACCCAGAGAUCUGCGCUGAAAAAGCCUGGACUCUGAUGAAGUUCAGCAGAGAACAGAAGCUUCUGGCAGCUGAUUACUUCCAGAGAGCCAUCCGGAUGCAGCCGGAUAUGGUGGAGUGGCAGACCAGCCACGUGUUAGCAUUAGUUUACGUGUCCAAACAAAGCAAAACAGGGGUCGAGGCAGACAUCAUGGAGAAGCUGAGAAAAGCCAAGGAACAGGAUCCAGACAACCUGUACCUUGCUGCCGUUUACCUCCUGCAACUUGCUAAGAUAGGACAAACAGACCAAAGUGGAGCAUGUGAGUUAGCCACAAAGGUUCUGAGAAACCCUGUCAGCAGCUAUAGUGGAAUCAAACCUUUGCUGUGGUUUUACAGAAGCUUCACCUCCUUGGACGAGGCUGUGGCUUUGGCAGAAGAGGCUCUAAAGCUACAUCCGGAAGAACGUUAUCUGAAAAGAUGUGUCGCACUCAGCUACAAAUGGAAGAUCUGGGAGAGGGACAGUCGCCCAAGUCCGAGCCUGAUAGAGAAAGGGAUCCGUGCCCAUGAGGAGUUGCUUUCUCUUUAUCCUGAUUCCUCAUUUAUGAACAGAAUAGACCUUGCGAAUAUUUACGCAAUGUCAGAGAACACCAAGGCCAAAUCUGAGAAGAUCUUCCAACAGCUGCUCGUAGAGGAUCUGGAACCUGCUGAACAACAAGUCUUCUUCAACAUCUACGCAAAACAUCUGUACUUCAUUCAACGGCAGCCUAACAUGUCAAUCCAGUAUCACAUGAAGGCGGCGGAGAUUCCAAUCAAGUCCUUCUUUCAGGGGAACAGCAUCAUGCUUCUGGAGAAGAUCAGACACAGAGAGGGCAACCAAGAAGUAGACAGGUUUCUGUCCAGGCUGAAAGAAUCUCAGAAAUAAAUCCACCAGAUAUCAUCCACACACAAUCUGAAUCUAUUUGCAUUCAUCUAAUUCAGGGAAAAGUAAAUCCAGGUAGAUUUAUAGAUUCAGCUGUUGUGAACACCGUUGAUCACAUUUGAAUUCAGCUUGUAUUCGUACGGAGCCAGAUCACAACACAGUGACUGACAGGGAAAAGUCGUUGAGUUUAUUUUUCAACGUGAGGAAAUGUUUGAGUUUAACGACAUCUAGCUUGAGAAUGUUCUGAUGGUAGAGAUAAUAUAUACUUAUUGAAACUUCUUCAAUAUAAUUUCUAAUUCUGUAGAAUACCUGUUCAAUAGUGGUUGUAAUAUUGAUGUUAAUAAUAGUGAUGCAUAUAUAACAGCAGGUUUUAGUUAUGAAAGGUUCAUACAUUAUUAUUAGAGGAAGACAACAUUGAAACAUAUUCUUAAAAUCCAUAUUCAGUGGAAACUGGCUGCAGUCAUGUGUUGCUGAUGUGGAGGAAAUGUUUGCUCGCUCCUUUAAGAAACAGCUUGUUUGUAAGGUUUAUUAAACAGAACAGACUGUAUUGAAUUUACUAAUGUUUUGAGUGAUGGAAAUUGAACUCUGUAAAGUGUAUUUCUUAAAUUAAAUGUUAUUUGUUAAUUUGUAGUAUAACCUGGAUAUAUUAACAGGUUUGCAUGCACAGAGUAUUUCAGCUGUACUAAUGCUAUUAAACAUUUUAAUCUUU
Molecule: messenger RNA, 2948 nt
Organism: Platichthys flesus (European flounder)
Lineage: Eukaryota; Metazoa; Chordata; Actinopteri; Pleuronectiformes; Pleuronectidae
Product: interferon-induced protein with tetratricopeptide repeats 1-like
Exons: 3
Coding region: 11-2242 (743 amino acids)
Biological process (GO): defense response to virus
Cellular component (GO): cytosol
Molecular function (GO): zinc ion binding; protein binding
Source: RefSeq, a predicted model, not a curated record